Xiphias gladius (swordfish) is the source of this 2055-nucleotide messenger RNA. It is a transcript of the gene irak4, whose product is annotated as interleukin-1 receptor-associated kinase 4. The record is from RefSeq and is a predicted model, not a curated record. Lineage: Eukaryota; Metazoa; Chordata; Actinopteri; Istiophoriformes; Xiphiidae. The transcript is spliced from 11 exons. The coding region runs from base 179 to 1585 and encodes 468 amino acids. Gene Ontology annotation, biological process: protein phosphorylation; signal transduction. Gene Ontology annotation, molecular function: magnesium ion binding; protein serine/threonine kinase activity; ATP binding.
AACGCUUCGCUGGUGUGUCGGCGAAACGCCAGCCUUUGCGAGGGUUCUGCGUGUUACUGGCUGAAGUCGGCGGGGGAUAAUAAACACCCACAGCGGCUCCGCAAAACGCGCGGCGUCUCGGUGUAACGGUCAGACAAAAGUCCGCACCCGGGGGUUUGCCAGUUAUUUCCCACGCACGAUGUGUAAUUCGGUGACUUCCGCCACUUACAUUCGCAACCUCAGUUACAGUCUGCGUCGCAAGCUGUCCGAUUUUCUGGACCCUCAAGACACUUGGAAAGAUGUCAUUGUCUCGAUAAGAAAGCCGAGUGGGGAGGCAAGGUACUCUCAGCAUCAUGUGAGGAGAUUUGAAGGCCUUGUUGCACAGGGGAGAAGUCCCACGGUGGAGCUGCUGAAUGACUGGGGGACCUCCAACAGCACAGUGGGUGAACUUGUGGACAUUUUGAGGAGUCACAAGUUACUGGCCGCUGCAAGUGUGCUGCUCCCUGCACACACAGUGGAAGAGGCGAGCUCAGCAGAGGCACAGCCGGCCUCUCCAGCCGUAAACGCAGACAGUGCACUUCCAACCAGGCUACUGGAGGAGAGGGAGACACAGCCGCCGCCUGACAGCCCCAUUCCGCAGCCACAGAUUCUACAGGAGACCGGUGAACCAGGGCACACAGUAGACUUCUCCAGCUUCCUGUACAGUGAGCUGGUGGAGAUAACUGGCAACUUUGACGACCGUCCCAUGUCAGACGGCGGCAGCAGGCUUGGAGAGGGAGGCUUUGGGACGGUGUACAAAGGUCUCCUGAAUGACAAACCCGUUGCGGUUAAAAAGCUCAAUCAAAUGGACGACAUUGCAUCGGACGAGCUGCAAGUUCAGUUCUACCAAGAGAUCCGGACUCUGAAAGCGCUGAAACAUGAGAACCUGGUUGACAUGGUUGGAUUUUCGUGUGAUGGACAGCACCCAUGUUUGGUGUAUGCCUUCAUGGCCAACGGUUCUCUGCUAGACCGACUAGCCUGCUGGGAAGACAGUCCUCCACUGUCCUGGCGACAGAGAUGCUUGAUAGCUGAAGGGACAGCAAGAGGCCUGGAGUAUCUGCACUGCAACCAUCAUGUCCACAGAGAUGUUAAAAGUGCAAACAUCCUGUUGGAUGAAAAAUUUGUGGCAAAGAUCUCAGACUUUGGGCUGACGAGAGCAUCGGCCAAACGGACAUCAACGACCAUGAUGACGGAGAGGAUCGUGGGUACCCGUGCGUACAUGGCGCCCGAGGCCCUCAGAGGAGAGAUCACACCAAAGUCUGAUGUCUUCAGCUUUGGAGUGGUGUUGCUAGAAAUACUGUCUGGACUCCCGCCAGCCAGUGAAAACCGGGAGCCACAGUUCUUGAUGGAGGUUAGGUACGAUAUAGAUGACGAAGACGAGGAGCUGACUCUGGAGGACUUUCUGGACAAAAAAAUGAAAGACUGGGAGCUGAGCCAGGUGGAGACUACCUACUCUUUGGCUUGUAACUGUCUCCAUGAUCGGAAAAACAGGCGGCCAGUCAUCAAACAGGUCCUGUCCGAGCUUAAAGGGGUGGUCAAAAGCAUAUCGCUGGAUUUUCAGCUGUAGCAUCUUAGAGAAGAUACGGGAUAUCUGAGCCGGCUCCAAUCAGUGCACAGACUGAUAAUUACUGUACAUUUCCUUCUCAACAGUUGUAUAUAAAUGAAUGUUGCUUGUUGUCUGUGACAAAGAAGAAUUUUUGUAUCAGUAUCUUUUUCUAUAAUAAUUAAUAGAAUUUGUUUUUACUUUAUUUUAAAUAAUUCACUAUAUUUUUGGUAAGAAGCAUAUAGCUAAGUUUUUACAGUUGUAACAGUUACAGAAGUACUGCAGUAUACUGAAAUAUAAUUAAGCAUUUUGUGAGGCUGUUACGUAAUAAGGUUUGAUGGCUUAGUAUCUUGAAAAGGCAGAAAACAAUUUUUCUUAAUAUUGCUUUUCUCGUGCAUUUAUUGUGAAGACAGUAAAAGGAAAACAAUGAAUGAAACAAAAUGUGUGAUUUAAAUAUUUUUAUUUUUCUUCUUUUAAAAGAAAGAUUUGUAAGA